GGCUGCUCGGCGUGAAUGGAUUCGUGAUUGGACAGUUAAUGAGUUUGUUUGUGGUUUUGAUCAUAACUUCCAUGGUUAAUUUUUUGGUAAAUCAAGAUGGUGAGCACUGGCGAGUUUUACGCGGGGUUUCAGCUGUUUUAUCCUCUCGUUAACUUGACGGGAUUGCCGAUCGACCAGAUCAACUUUCUGCUGUGUCAGCUGAUUGGACUUGGGUUGGCUAUCCCCUUCAGGAAAGUAUAUGGCCCCAAGACGACCAGUGCAACUAUUCGGCAUGCCAUAGAGAUUGUUGUUGGAUUUACCCUGACAUUCUUCUGCUUUGGAUAUCAAAUAUGGCACCUGUUCUUCCUGUCACUGGUGUGCUACUUGAUCAUGCUGAUGGGCAGUCAGGAGUGGAUGCACAAGGCAGUGUUUGGCUUUGCUAUGCUCUACCUCUCCGUCACACACAUCUUCAGGCAGAUCUACGACUACGGCGGAUACACACUCGACAUCACAGGGCCAAUGAUGAUCAUGGUACAGAAGUUGACAAGUCUGGCGUUCUCCGUCCAUGAUGGCACAGUGAAGUCUGAGGAAGAGCUGUCUGCAGACCAGAAGAGUCAGGCAGUCAGGAGCAUGCCAGGCCUGUUGUCAUUCUACAGCUACCUCUUCUCCUUCCAUGGCAUCAUGUGUGGUCCCAUGGCCUUCUACUCUGACUACAUCGCCUUCAUUGAUGGACGAAACUUUAGUGAGCCCACGAAGCCAUCCUCUGUCAAUGGAAAGUCUGACAAACUGCCAGAGGAAACAGAGGACAUUUUCCAGACAGAUAAAGUUGUGCUGGAAAAGUUCUGUAUAACAGCUUUUAUUGGGUUUCUCAUGGUCUUUGUCACACCACAUCUCUACAAUCUUAAUGGCCUCACAAGUGCCGCAUUUUACGAGAUGUCUUUCCUGGGCAGACACAUAUACUUGUUAGUGUCAAUGACAUUUGCCAGGUGUAAAUAUUACUUUGCCUGGAAACUAGGAGAGACUGUAAAUAACGCAGCAGGGCUGGGCUUCACUGGUUUCGAUGAGAAAGGCCGGUCCAACUGGGACCUUGUUAAUAACUGUGAUAUAUACAAGUUAGAAACAUGUAAUAGUUUAAAGCUGAACAUGGACAGCUGGAAUAAGACAACGAUGACCUGGUUGAGACGGACGGUGUAUGAUAGGAUGCCCAAGUUCAACACUCUAGCCGUCUUCUCCGUCAGUGCUUUCUGGCAUGGAUUCUAUCCAGGCUACUACGUAUGUUUUGCCACAGGAGCACUACUCACAGUUGCAGCAAGAUAUGUAAGAAGAAAUAUUAGGCCAAUGUUCCUGAAAUCCGAUAGCCUGAAAGCCUUUUAUGAUGCAGUUACAUUUUUGUUCACUCGUAUGGCAAAUGUCUACAUGUGUGUGCCAUUUGCCAUCCUAGAGUUUGUGCCUGGUCUAAAGUUAUACACAUCGUUUUACUGGUGGAUGCAUAUACUGUCUAUUGGUGUUAUAGUGUAUUAUACCUUCAUUGCACCACCGAAACGACGAAGUCAAGACAAGAAACAGCAGUGAUGUGGACACAUUUUAGGUUGAACCUCAGUUGAUCUCCCACACCAGGAUAAGCUAUACCUCAUCCCGAGGCCAGUAGGACGAGUUCAGCUGGUACAGAUGACGGGGGCCGGGGAAGUGGAUCAGCUGCACUACUUGGUUCACUGGAAGCAUGUGUGUGUGUCUCUCUGCUGUGUGAGUGUGUAUGUGUGACAAGAGUUUUCAAAGAUAACUGAUUGGGAGACUGCAUCACGGGGACAUUAACUAGUAAAACUGUCACAGCUUGUUAGAGUGCUGUAUGACAGAGAACCUUAACACUGGAUUGGUUUUCUGAUAAUUCUGCACAUGUCUUGAAGUUUAUGCUGAUAAUAGUAUGGGUGAUGUUUUUCAUGUUUGUGUGUCUCACUGCCCAUAAGUCUACUGGUUACACACUAAACCCAAAAUCCCAACCCCAAGUUCUAUACGUUGACUACCAACCAACAUACCAGGGAUUUGCAUUUGAAUCACCCUCAGAUCAACCCACAUCAUCGUUAAGCAUUAAAAAUGUGAACAAAACACAUUUUACUGAAGUCAUCAAAUUGGGCUUUUCAAUCUGGAGGGUUUUGUGAAACACAAAAAGAGAAAACUGCCUCCUUAGCCUUUAAUCUUAUGGACAGAUUCCUGAGGAACAACAACUGCAUAAUUUAUACUUCGGUCUUAACCUGUUGUUUAUGAGUUCAUUAUCAGAUGUUAUAUAUCCUCUGUUCUUACACACAAUAGAAAUGUCCCUGUUUAUUGGUAUUUUGAACAAAAGCUCAGCUGACCAGAACAACUUACCUUUUAACUUACCUUUACCAUUUUCUGAAACCAUAUCCCAUUUUUUACAUAGAUACUCCUCAAACUUUUACUUACUGCUUGGGAGAGAUGGUAAGAAAACAUAUACUAAUGGAAAAAUGUUCCUGUACAUCAUUGACAGUCAUGGCAAAUAAUAACUAAAGUAGACAGAGAUGGAACUUCCAAUAAUAUGUUGAUGUCCAUGAACAAUGAAUGGCAACAUAUAUAUCCUGGGUAAAUGUUGUCUCAGACUGAACCUGUUGGUCAGUUGUCAGUCCACAGGUCAUUAUCAAGUAUGUCCACCAAGGUAGUUACACAAGCUUGACAACGCUGAGAAGUUGAUGGUACAAGAUGGUUGCAGAAGGGUUGUUGGACGUCAUUCCAAAUCAGAACAAAGGUCUAUCACAGCUGGGCUGGUUUAGAAGUUGGCAUAAAUGAUGUUUCGUUUUAUCCCACACGUUUGAUUGGCAGUUGAUCUGGCCCACACGUUUGAUUGGCAGUUGAUCUGGCCGACAUGACAACUCAGGGUGGGUAUUGUCCUGCAGUUAAGUAUGUGUCUAUGGGCCUACAGGAAAAGGCUAGACAGCUUUAUCUCAGUACCGUUCACUUGUCAUAUUACCAUUGACAAGGGGUGCUGUUAUGUGAGGUAAUGCUUCCCACGCCAUUAUACUCCCACAACAGAAUGUAGAACAUUGCACAACAUGCCAUCGUAAUGUUCAACCAACAACACAGAUCAGUGCAACGCUCCAUCUAACCUCAGUUAUCACUGAUGGCAUUUACUACUGUAAAAUGAAACCUGACUUCUUCAUAGACGACGACUGACCCCCAGUCUCAUAACCUGAACCUCAGAUGCUGUCUUUGGAGUCGAAAUUGGAUGUACAAUGUUCGAUAAAUGCCAAAACACCGACCGUCAACAUUGUGUGGUUCUGGCUUCCUGUAUGCCAACUGAAGCAAUAACUUAUUCCAGACUGGCAUGGUAUGUUGUUUAUGAUGUUUGGCUGUCAACAGAGUUGCUUUUCACAGUUCAAACAAUUCAACAAUUUACUGUAUAUUUGAACAGACGUAGUCAGUUGUUUACUGUGAUUGUGUGAAAGUGUUGACUCCUGCAGUACAUACAAUGAUAGUGAUGUGCAUGUAAGUUUAGGGUCAUCAUGGGUAUUCAUUGCAUUACAAAAUCAUGGCAGUUAUUUUAUUUCAGUGUGAUGUUUUAUGGUGCACAGGAAUUGUUUUUCCACUAGUAUUUGUCCAGUCAAGUACUGCAUCAGUGAUCUUGGAUGAUCUUUUAGGAUGUGGAAUGACUGAUAUGUUAUCAGUAGUGACUGGGGAAGGAUACAGGAUAAGAUGACUUGAUCUUUCAGAUUGUCUGCAUGAUAUUCAUAUAUACAUGAAGCCAUUUCAAAGUAGCAAGCAUUUCACCGAUUUUAUGUGUAUACCUUUUAGGGCAAAUGAAGGAAUGAAUUAACCUGACUACCAAAGGGAGUUGCCAGUGUUGUCACGACAAUCAAAUAUUCAAUAUGCCCUCCGCAAGGCUCCAAUUAUUGUCUGCACCAACCACAACAUUCAGAGAGUCAUUAGUCAUAUGCUAGUCAGUCAUUUGCUUCUGCUGCCAUUUAUUUUAAUUGUCUUAACCAUGCUUAGAAAGAAAAUACUAACAAAUGCAAAAAUAUUAACUUCUUAUUCUUCACAUAAAUUUGGAAAGGAUUGUUAAAGUGAUGUGUGUUUUCAGUACUGAAUUUGAAAACAACUUACGAGCCACGUUUUAUAUGUGUUAUUGAUAGUUCAUUAGAUUGAGCCGUCAUUGAGCUUAACAAUGAAACCAUUAAUCUUAAACAGAGGCUUUCCUCCAGUCAUGAUCAUUGCUGUACUGGUUCGAUGCUAUUUGUUUAUUAUUAAAGUGGCUUUGGGUUGGACCCACAAAUAGAAAUGUAUCAAAUUUUGAUAUCAACAGCACUUUAUUAGCCCAGACCACUUUUUGUGACAUGCCUGUAUUUUUGCAUUGCAUUUUUUAUCAGACUGAGCUCCAACGGAUGGUCAAGUACAAAUCUUGUGAUUCCAAUUGCAUUUAUUUGUCAUUUUGAGGCAUUAUAUUUUGCAGUUAAUUAUUCAUGAGUUAUGAACAUAAUUACCGGUAGGUAAGCCGUCCUAUUUUAAUUUCAUUAAAUUUAUGUGUAUGUUAAGAAACUAGAAAUGCUGGUUAUGUUUGUAUCAUUUCUCUAAUUCUGUCAAGGAAAUGAUGAAGUAAGCACAAAUAUGGGGUUUGGUUGGAAACUGGGACCACAGUAGCUCCUCUCUACAACAAGCUUAAAACCUUGUAGAUGUAGGAUUACUUGCAUGCUGCUGUAGUUCGGCUUUAUAGUUCAGCAAAAUACACAUGAAAUGGAUUACUCUGAAAUUACAUCAAAAUGUUACCAAUGUAACUUAUCAUUUUUACAAUAUUUCACUGAAGACGCUAUAGUGUAGGACCUUUUAUGAAGUAAACAAUAUUUAAUGAAUGCAGACAUUAUGUGAGAGGAUGUUUUUCCGUGUAACAGUUCUCUCCCUUUGGAUAUUAAAUGCUGAAGACAUUAUGUCAGAAGAUGUUUUUUUCCAUGCAGCAGGUAUCUCCCUUUGAAUAUUAAUGAAUGAAGACAUGUUAGAUGAUGUUGUUUUUCGUGUAAGAGUUAUCUCCCUUUGACUGGUUGUGCUGACUGUCAAUUCCAAAGAGUGUUUGGAUUCCGUAGAACUGGAUACUGCUGUGACCAUCACAUAGACCAUCACUAUCUAUUACUGAACUUUCCCCACACCUGGGUCUCAGCAGAUAUGAUUCCACUGUGUAUAUAGUAAUGUGUAUUGUACAUAUAUGACAAGUCAAACUGGUAUGUCGUUAGUGUAUUGAAUGACUUUGUAAUUAGUACUAUACCCAGUACUACCCACUACUACCCACCUACGUCACUGAUGAGAUCCUGCUUGUUAUAUAUUUUCUGAAAAGUGAAAAAAAUAUUACUGUACAUAAUUAAUUGAUGUCACUUCCUUAUUAAUAAGUGGCAAUUUUGUCUUAUUAAGCAAUACACUAAUUAUAGCAUUUCUUUCAUUACCUCCUUUGUCUUGCAUAGGAAUGUCUCGUUAUGUUGAUUGAACUUAGUGUGUUUAGACAAAAUGAAAUAAGGUUUUGACAGAUUGUUUCCCUUUUUGUUUUGAAAAACAAACGUUUAUCUUCAGUGUUUAAAAUGUAGAUACAAUACUGAUGGAUUUGAUUUAACAAAUUCGAAGUGACUGAAAACAUUACUUGUUUGGUACAUACUCACAUUAAAACUACAUGUAUUGUAUCUUAUCUCUUCAUCUUCCUUCACCUACCAAUACGCUGACACUCCCUUUUUUGCCAUGGCCAUAUAUAUUUUUCCAAUCACUGAUCUCUUAUUUAUUGGCAGAUUGAAUAACAAAGCAUGCAUAUCCCCAUAACACUUCUCGAAGAAUAUGUUCAUAACUGGUCAAGUAUAUAGUAGAUUUUGUACCAUGUGUUUGUAUUACUGUAAUUAGACUUGAGGAAUAUUUUGCAUAAUAUUAAUUUGACGAAAACGUUCUGUGAGAUGAACAUUUCAGCUUUUGUUCAUCAACUGGUAUACAAUGACCUGCACUGUCUUGCAUUUAAUCAGCCAACAAUUUCCCUGACAUCUUUAAUUAUCCAGGGUACAUAGACUCCAUUCUGUUAGCCUAAACACAGGGCCACUCGCCACCAUAUUUUGGUUUUGAAUCUGGUUUAGAUGUUGAAGAAUAAACAUCAGGUUACAUUAUUAUUUUGGUCAUAAUUCUAACAAGUAUCACAUGUACUGUAGCUUUACUUGUCACACAGAAGACCCAGGUUCUGUUACAUGCUUGGGUAUAAUGUGUCAAGCCCAUUUCUG
Molecule: messenger RNA, 6221 nt
Organism: Haliotis rubra (blacklip abalone)
Lineage: Eukaryota; Metazoa; Mollusca; Gastropoda; Lepetellida; Haliotidae
Product: lysophospholipid acyltransferase 2-like
Exons: 12
Coding region: 97-1551 (484 amino acids)
Biological process (GO): lipid modification
Cellular component (GO): membrane
Molecular function (GO): acyltransferase activity
Source: RefSeq, a predicted model, not a curated record